CGAGAGAGUGAGAGAAAGGAAGCAUAAAGGCAAUUCAUGUUUCAGGAUCUCCAGUCCUGAUAGCUGUCUGAUACAGUAGCUGGAUUGUUCACUCUGCCCUGAACAAGUGAGAGGUAUGUGUAAGUAGCUGGGGAAGUACAGAGAUCUGAACUACAUGGAACUGAAAUACCUAACCACACCUCGGCUCUGAGAGGCUGGCUUCCUGACCUCAACUCUGCAUCCUGGACAAUACUGAAUAAGCAGGGCUCCUGGAUUGCUUGAAUCUUCACCGCUCACCUUGAGGUCUAUAAUGAAAAGCACAAGCCCCCUGGGGAACCCUGGGGUCACCUUGUUAUUUCUUGUAUGCCCCCUGCUGGUGAUGCUGAGAUGCACAGCCAGUAAAACAGACAAUGGGAAUGUUGCAGAAACGGACCCAGAGAGAUGCAUGAGGCACCACUUUGUGGACACAAUCAGCCAUCCUUUAUAUAAAUGCAACUCUAAGAUGGUCCUUCUUGCACGCUGCGAGGGGCGCUGUAACCAGACCUCCAGGUCGGAGCCUGUCAUCUCCUUCAGCUCCAUCCUCAAGCAGCCCUUCAGGUCCACCUGCCACUGCUGCCGGCCCCACACCUCCAAGCUGAAGGCUGUGCGUCUGCGCUGCACAGGAGGUGCCCGCGUCACUGCCACCUACCGCUACAUCCUGUCCUGCAACUGUGAGGAGUGCAGCUAAUCCCUGGGGAAGAGACCACACCCCAGGGCCAUCAUUAGCACCUGGGUAUGUGGGUUUAUACAGCCCACACAGAAUGCUGUUUUUUUGGUACUAGCACAGAACAACCAAUAGGGAACCUAAUGAUGCAAUAAAAACAAUUGCCCAGAGGGGGCGCUGUUAAAUCCCUGUGUGCAAAUCACAUUAUUUAACAGGGAAGAGCGUUCAGGCUGGUUCAUUCUUCAUAUAGUGUACUUGGAGACAAUAGUCUCCUUCACUAGUAUAACAUCCUCCACUGGACUCCUCAUUCAGUCAAUGCACUGCCCUGUUGUCGCCAGAUUAACCAUGUGACAUGGGCUUUCACAGCGCCCCCUGUGGGCUUUUUUUUUAUUGUGUCACUGUGUUCCCCAUUGCUUAUUCAGUGCCAAUACCCAAAUGCAGCACUCUGUGUUGGCUAGAUUAGCCACAGAAAUGAUGGCUAUACCCCAUGAGACUUUCUUUUUGAAAUUGCAACAAAACUGCUUACUAAUGAAAUGGAUUUCUAAAA
Molecule: messenger RNA, 1229 nt
Organism: Acipenser ruthenus (sterlet)
Lineage: Eukaryota; Metazoa; Chordata; Actinopteri; Acipenseriformes; Acipenseridae
Product: norrin-like
Exons: 3
Coding region: 290-706 (138 amino acids)
Biological process (GO): Wnt signaling pathway
Source: RefSeq, a predicted model, not a curated record